Messenger RNA from Salvia splendens (bonfire salvia), 1015 nucleotides. RefSeq lists its product as uncharacterized. The coding region runs from base 202 to 822 and encodes 206 amino acids. The transcript has 3 exons. NCBI's taxonomy places the organism in Eukaryota, Viridiplantae, Streptophyta, Magnoliopsida, Lamiales, Lamiaceae. The record is from RefSeq and is a predicted model, not a curated record.
GACUUUGAAAAUGAUGUAGCUAGUGUAUGUUUCCCUCACAUUACCACAGUUAACAACCCACCACCACUGACAUUUCACAGAGAGAGAGAGAUAGAAAUCAAGAUUCAAUCCAAUUUCCAUUCCAAUUUCCAAUCAAUCCACCACCCAUCUCUCUCUCUCUCUCUCUCUCUCUCUCUCUCUCUCUCUCUCUCUCUCUCUCUCAUGGGCACAGAAAAUUACAGGAAGAGUGGGCAGAUUCCGGCGUUUGGCGACUGGGAAAAUGCGAGUGAGAUGCCGAUAACGCAGUAUUUCGAGUGCGCGAGGCAGGCGGGGCUGCUCCGCUGCAGCUGCUCCGGCGAUUGCGGCGGCGCUUACGGUGCUAAUGCCGCGUAUUGGGGCGGCGGUGUUAAUUCUUAUGAGAAGCAUUUGCCUCGCCGAGUUCAUGCCGUUCCUGAGCGCAAGACAAGAGGAGUGCACAAGGGGUAUCCACAGUCAGAUGAGCAAAUGAGGAAAGUUAAGGUUCGUGACUUGAUGAAUCAACCUAGAUUAAAUCAGAAAGUCCCUCACAAACACCACCCAAAACAAAGUAAUACUACUAUAUCUGGAAACCUCGUGCAACAUAGAUCAUCGGUUUCGGCUAAACCAGUGGAUGAGGAUCUGUACAAGAUCCCACCCGAGCUGCUCGAAAAUUCAAAAAGAGUAAGUAAUUUGCUUUCAGUUUUUUACAUUUUUUCAAUUGGAUGUGUAAAAGAUUAUCUAAUAUUGACAUUUUCUUCAGAAAAAAAUGCUGGGAUUCUUCUCCAAAUGCAUGGUUCCUCCAUGUGCUGCAUGAGCCAAGCUUGAGCAGUUUGCAUAGAAUGAAUGAUGCUAUUAAACUUGUGUGUAAGACUAUGAAAAUAAUUAACAAUCAAUUUUUCAUCUUCAUUGAGUUUUCCCUCUGCAAAUUUAGCUAAAUCGUAGCAAAGAUCAUAGGGCCAAAGUAUGUAAACAAGCCUUUCUAGUUUUGUUUAAGUAUCAAGAAAUGAUUAUUCAUUUA